Molecule: messenger RNA, 3217 nt
Organism: Spodoptera frugiperda (fall armyworm)
Lineage: Eukaryota; Metazoa; Arthropoda; Insecta; Lepidoptera; Noctuidae
Product: cationic amino acid transporter 2
Exons: 14
Coding region: 208-2136 (642 amino acids)
Biological process (GO): transmembrane transport; amino acid transport
Cellular component (GO): plasma membrane
Molecular function (GO): amino acid transmembrane transporter activity
Source: RefSeq, a predicted model, not a curated record
UAAUGUCACUGUCAGUUUCACGUUUCACUUGUGCGGCUAUGGGUUCCGAGAAUCUUAUUUGAAAUUGAAAAUACAUUUACGUAUUUAUUUCAAUGGAUAUCGCGUUCAACAGUUAGAUAACCCAAGUCGACAUAAAGCUUUAUAUAUUUCCAUGCUUUAUAACUAAGUAAACACACAUAGGUUAGGAUUUAAUGUUGGUUUCAUAAAAUGUCUUUCCCUGGUGAUAAUUUGAUGGGAGAAUAUGAGCCGGUGCGUGGUCGUGAUGACCAGAACAGCUACACGGUGCGGCAGGCGUAUGAAGACGGCGGCCUUAAGGCUGGAGCUAGUCGCGUGGCCCGGCUUGCAUAUGGCGUCCUCUCCCGUCGUAAAGCGGCGGAGGAGGGGGCGGCUCGGCUGGCCCGAGUGCUCUCGGCCCUCGACCUGACUGCCCUCGGGGUCGGCAGCACCCUCGGAGUGGGUGUCUACGUCCUCGCCGGUGAUGUCGCCAAGAACUAUGCUGGACCUGCCGUGAUACUCUCGUUCCUAUUGGCUGCCGUGGCUAGUGUUUUUGCAGGACUAUGUUACGCGGAGUUCGGUGCGAGGGUGCCGAAGGCGGGCUCCGCGUAUGUGUACAGCUACGUGUGCGUCGGCGAGUUCAUCGCGUUCAUCAUCGGCUGGAACCUCAUACUCGAGUAUAUUAUUGGAGCGGCAUCGGUAGUGAAAGCUCUGAGUGAAUAUUUAGACUCGCUACUGAACAAGGCUAUAUCUACACACCUAGAGGCGGCCAUGCCUAUAGACACGCCACAUCUAGCCAAGUACCCAGAUAUAUUCGCCUUCUCCGUCAUCAUGGCGUUCUCAGUGGCGCUUGCAUUCGGCGUGAAGGAGUCGACGAAGUUCAACAACUUCUGCACCGGUGUCAACCUGUGUGUCGUGCUGUUUGUCAUCAUAUCUGGAUCCUUUAAAGCGGACACGAAGAACUGGCGCAUCCCAGCUGAAGAAGUGCCGAAGUCUGAACAUAAAGACUUCGGUACGGGCGGGUUCGCUCCGUACGGACUCGCCGGGAUCAUCAAGGGGGCUGCCGUCUGCUUCUAUGGGUUCAUUGGUUUCGACUGCGUGGCGACGGCGGGCGAGGAGGCGCGGCGGCCGCAGAAGACGAUCCCCUUCGCGGUGGUCGCCUCGCUGCUCGUCGUGUUCCUCGCCUACUGCGGGGUGUCCUCCGUGCUCACUCUCAUGGUGCCCUACUACAUGCAGGACGAGAAGGCUCCAUUCCCGUUCGUGUACGACCAGUUGGGCUGGCCGUGGGCCAAGUACGCCGUCAGCGUCGGCGCCAUCUGUGCGCUCUGCUCUAGUUUGCUAGGCGCAGUGUUCCCCCUCCCCCGCAUUAUAUACGCGAUGUCGUCCGACGGGCUGUUGUUCCGGUUCAUGGGACAGGUCAGCGAGAGGUUCCAGACUCCACUCAUUGGCACCAUGAUCGCUGGACUCUUCACUGGUACCCUGGCGAUGAUCUUCCGAUUGGAGCAGCUGAUCCACAUGAUGUCCAUCGGUACUCUACUGGCGUACUCUAUGGUCGCGUCCUGUGUACUGCUACUUAGAUACGAGUACAGCCAGCCCGCCCACCGAGUGCAAGAACCUCUGAACUUCUCGUACCGCGCGGCGAUACGACAACUCAUCAACGCAGACCGACACCCGCUGCCUACCAAACUUAGUUCCAUGACUGUCUCUGUACUAGUCACACUGUAUGGUGUAUGGUGUUUCGUGAUGAUGUCCAGCAUCAACCAGUACGGCGACGCCAUAUUGGAAGGCCACGUGGGCGCCGUGGCCAUGUUGGCAGUGGGAACUGUACUUGUAGUGGUCACUCUCAUCGCUAUCUCGCGGCAACCGGUGUCUGAUAAGAAACUGGCCUUCUCUGUCCCCCUAGUCCCGUGGCUGCCAGGUAUCAGUAUCCUCAUCAACGUGUACCUGAUGCUCAACCUGGAUUACAUGACCUGGCUGCGAUUUGCUGUCUGGAUUGCUGCUGGCCUCCUAAUCUACUUUACAUACGGCGCGUGGCACAGCUCGGAACGCAAGCGCAAGAACGACUCGGUACCAAUGGCAGACCUUCACAAUGACAGUCAGACCGCCCUGCUGAACAACGGACUGACGCAUGCGCUCGGCUGACAGUCGGCCAAGCAGGCGAACCCAGACACAGCCGAAGGUAUCGUCAGCCCUUCCAGUACUGUUGUUUCCUUCAUUUCUAGCAUUUAGGAAUUGAUGACAGUAUUUGUUUGAUAGUAAGUAAUUGAACGUUUAUGUGAAAGAACCAAACAUAUUGUUUUAUUUGAGCUUUCUGUAGUUGACUUAUUAUGGUGUACAUUAUACAAUAAAGUAUGUAUAUCAUCUAUCUGUAACGUUGACAUGGAAAUAAUACUUGUUAAGUACACUAAAAUAUACAUUCGUGUUUUUCACUUUUUAAUAAAAUGUAUGCUUAGUGUAUAAAACCUUAGAAAUUUUUGCUUAUUAAACAUUUUCAUAACCACUCUAACGUCCGGCCCGCGCGACCGUUUAUCUCUCUAACGUAUCCGAAACGCGCGCGACUCGCAAGUUCGUCGUAACAAAAAACCUAUAUAGCUACUGAACCGUAAUGCCUAGAAUAAAGAAAAGAAUACCAAAAAAAAGAUAGAAGAAUACUGAUCAAUCUUAACGAUUUUUUAAAAUCUUUAGUUAAUCUUUAAAAUACAAUAAAACGGGUUAAACAUGAAACACAGAAAAAAAAACAGAAUUAUUUCUACCUUUUUAGAAUAUACGGCACAACUAUUGCAUAUUUUAUCAAUAAAAUAUUUUUACAACAAACUAGACUCAUUACCCUUUCUUUUGAUGUAUAUAUGAUUUUAUUCGGUUAACUCUAAGUAUUGUAAUUAAAUCGAAAGAAAACACUACUCGUAAUUUUACACAUCAAAAAACCUGAGGAACACAUUGACAUUUUAUGGAAUCUUCAAUGAAUUUAGUAUAUUUCUCUUUGAAAAAUGUAUUAUUUUGCUUAUUACGUAAUGUAUUUCGAUAUUUUAUAUACUAUUGUAAUGCAAAGUAUGUAAAAUAUGUAUAAACAAAACUAAAAGUGGCCAACACCAUACGACCGGCCAUUUUUUUCGAAACAAUCGUUUGAAGUUAAAAUUAGACUAGAUUUAUCAGCUAAAACUGUGAUAUUUAUACAUCAUCGUAAAGCACAAAUCUUCUAGUUUAUUAUAUGACAAGAUAAAUU